Wasmannia auropunctata (little fire ant) is the source of this 1688-nucleotide messenger RNA. Its product is annotated as putative gustatory receptor 28a. Gene Ontology annotation, cellular component: neuronal cell body; dendrite; axon. NCBI's taxonomy places the organism in Eukaryota, Metazoa, Arthropoda, Insecta, Hymenoptera, Formicidae. The record is from RefSeq and is a predicted model, not a curated record. Bases 243 to 1688 code for a protein of 481 amino acids. Gene Ontology annotation, biological process: sensory perception of taste. The transcript has 3 exons.
AAGCGACUAUAAAUUUUCAUUUGAUGCGGAAACCUCUCGCAGUUUUAAAUUUAAAUUCAGUGCAAGUAGAUCGGGAGCAAUGAGUCAAUACCAAUAUAAACGUUAGUUUUAAAAAGACAAUGUCUAAAGCCACAUCAAGAAUGUAACUUUUACAAUCAUGUUAUACUUGAUGAUAAAGUGCAUUUAUAAAAUAAUUAAUAAUUCUUAGGCUGUACCUUCAUGAAUCAUGAACUUCAGUGAUCAUGUUCAGCUCGUCGUCGAAGUUACAAACACGAGCCAAUAGGAAAAUGCGAAAAAGAUGGCGAUUGUUCCACGCCACGGAUUUUGAAUCAUUGAUGUAUCCCAUCAUUAUCUUUUGCAACAUUCUCGGACUAUUUCCGUAUAAAAUCAACGCUUUAGUCAUCGAAAGUUCCACACGACGUUACAUUCUUUCAACCGUCGUUAUCUGUGUUUGCUUCAUUUGCUUAUUGAGCAUUCUCUAUAUGAUUGACAUUAGUGGAAAUAUGAAAUAUAAAGGCGUACCCAGGACUUUUGAGCGUCAUUGCUUCUACAUACUCAGUGGUUUGAUGGCGGUUGUCACGUACAUUUUGAGUGGUCCGCGAAUGCGUUUACUCCAAACUAUAAUGGAGAUCUCUUCGAAAUUGCCUUCAGAGUCAUACCAGAAGCUAUCCAGAUUAAUUCAUACUAAGGAUAUCGUAGGCUCCUUCUUUGUAUUUAUUGAAUUGCAAUUACUUAUAUACGUAAAUGUUCAUGUUGUAAUCAAGAUUUUCGUAAUAUACGUUAGCCUGCUGACAUUUAACAUGGAUAUGUUGUAUAUGAAUUGUGUUUGCGUACUAAAGGCUUGUUUCAAAAGAAUUAAUGAUAAUCUGGAGCACAUGCGGGAGUUCAUGAUGGAUGAUAAGGUGUAUCAUCUUGGCAAGAUGUAUCAACAAAGAAGUCUAUUGUUACUGGCCGAAUUAAAGGUCUUGAAAAAGCAGCACCAGACUAUUAGUAACACAGUGCAGAUGUUGAACAUGGUUUUCAGUUUGCAGCUCCUCAUUAGUAUAAUUAUAACUUUUGGCGAAAUUACGUUCCAACUCUACUUUCAUAUAUUGUAUUGGCAAAGCAACAUAUCCAUGAUCAACGUGGACGAUAAUAUCUAUACCACGUUUUUGACGAUGUCCAUAACGUAUUAUUUUAUAAAAAUAUCGUUGAUGGUGUGGGCUUGUGAGACCGGAAAGGAUCAGGCUCUGCAGAUUGGCACUACUGUCCAUGACGUGCUUAACAUUGCCGGCGAUAAAAAAAUCAAGAGCGAGUUGCAGUCGUUUUCCUUGCAAAUUCUGCAUCGCAGAAAUACGUUCUCCGCAAAAGGACUCACUGUGGGGGAUAGGGUGGAGUCGGAUCAUCACCCGGUGGAAGUACGAAUGAGAGGAGAGGUGAGGAAAAGAGAGGGAGGAAAAGGAGGAAAUAGAGGCUGGAGAGGAGUGUGGGAUCAGAAGGGCAGAAAGACGUUUAAAGAGAACUUGGGCAAAGUAGUAUGGAAGGAGGGGAAUCUGGAGAGGGAAUGGGAAGAGUUAGAGGGGAAAGUGAGAGAGGCUAUGAAGGAGGUGGAGAAGGAGAGGGGUAAGGAGGAGGAGAGAAGAGAGGGGUGGUGGGAUAAAGAGUGUGGAAGGAAAAAGGAGAAGUUAAGAAGAGAGCUAAGAAAAUGA